AUGUUAUCCGAGUAUCCAUGUACCAUGAGCUGCAUGGAAGCUUUUGAUCAAUUAGUUGCUUGUUAUUCAGUUGGAGGUCAAUUUAGAAGUUAUUAUAGAUAUGGUGAGUUUAAUCCUUGUCAAAAGCAAUUAUCUAAAUUCAAAUUUUGCCUGGGGAACUCAAAGAAUCCUAUCAAAGUUCAAGAAUGGUAUAAAGAACAAGCUGAAUAUAAUUCCAAAUUUAGAGGAAGUUCUAAUGCCAUUUGGAAUGAACGUGAGCCAGCAACAAAUGUUGAAUAG
Messenger RNA from Naumovozyma dairenensis CBS 421, 279 nucleotides. It is a transcript of the gene EMI1, whose product is annotated as Emi1p. The transcript has a single exon. The record is from RefSeq and is a predicted model, not a curated record. The coding region runs from base 1 to 279 and encodes 92 amino acids. Lineage: Eukaryota; Fungi; Ascomycota; Saccharomycetes; Saccharomycetales; Saccharomycetaceae.